This is a messenger RNA of Galleria mellonella (greater wax moth), 3090 nucleotides long. Its product is annotated as endothelin-converting enzyme 2-like. The transcript is spliced from 15 exons. Bases 236 to 2779 code for a protein of 847 amino acids. Gene Ontology annotation, biological process: protein processing. Gene Ontology annotation, cellular component: plasma membrane. NCBI's taxonomy places the organism in Eukaryota, Metazoa, Arthropoda, Insecta, Lepidoptera, Pyralidae. Gene Ontology annotation, molecular function: metalloendopeptidase activity. The record is from RefSeq and is a predicted model, not a curated record.
AACAAGGCUUCAGUAAGUCAAAUGCUAUGUAACUGAACGGAGUGAGCACAGAAAAUAUAUAUAAAAAAAAUAUUUACGACUAGUAUCAUAAAUAAAAUAUUUAAAAUGUUCUGAUAUAAAAAGAUAAAAAUAUAAAUUAAAAAAAGAACCUCGAAAUGUCUCUAUUUAACAGAAAUUUAACUUGAUUACUUUUAAAAUUGAUUAUACUAUUUUCAUUCAAUAAAUAAUUUUCAAAAUGCAUGCGUGGCCAGGAAGUGGUGGAGACAUCAUGGGACCAACGGUCGCUCGUACAGCGAGCUCUAAAAUAAACACCCCUCCACUUAAAAAUGGAAGCGAUUUACGAGAGUCAGGCUACUUGAUAGCUGUCGGCUCAAGAACUGCUAGAUUUCGACGGAGACAUAUGAACAAAAUGUUACUAUUAUUAUUAGCUACAUUAAUUGCCUUAUUAUUUAUAGCGUUAUUAGUUUUUAUAAUUUUAUAUGUAAAGGAAAAGUUUCAUAAACCAAUAAGACUGUGUAAAAGCAAAGAAUGCCUCCGGUCUGCCGCCAAUCUAGCUCUCUCAAUGGACAAGAACGCAAAUCCUUGUGAUGACUUUUAUCAGUUUGUAUGCGGCAACUGGGCACAAGACCAUCCGCGUCCAGAUGCGUACCGUUCGUACGACUGGUUCAGAGACAAACAGAGCAAAGUGUACGCAUUAGUGCGGGACUUCCUCGCUAAGAACAUCAGUGAUCAGCCACUGCCAGUGCAGCAAGCUAAAGAUUUGUACACUGCUUGUAUGGAUACCGAAAAACUAGACAAGCUUAGAUUGAAACCAGUCUUGAAAAUUUUAGAUACCUUAGAUUUGCCUCACUAUCCUACUUAUAUAAAUUUGACUGAAGAUUUUGACUAUUCCACUUACAACUUCAACUGGCUAGAUACAGUAAUCAAAAUCAAAACUCAAUUAGGAAUGGACGUCCUGAUUGGUUUUGACAUAUUCACAGAUCCUAAAAAUUCCUCAAUUUAUAGACUUGUAAUGGGAUCGCCAGAGACUACAAAUCCUUUUCCAAGCAUGCAUAACGACAAAAAGAAACAUAUUGGAUAUAAAAAUAAAAGACCAUUUAAGAUACUGACAGAUGAUGUAGUUCUAGACGAAACAUUUGUAUUAAAUAAUGAACAAGUAGAUAAUGGAGAAGAAAAGAAGAAAGGAGACGAUGAGAAAACAGAACAUAUAUACAAAUUAUUCUAUGCUGAACUAAUGAAACUAUUCGUUAUAGAAACGGGUGAAAUAAAAGAUUCAAAAAUAGGUGAAGUUGAAUUAGAUCAGAACAUUAUUUUGACUGCAAAUGAAUAUUUUAUGAUUUACAACGAUGUGUAUGAGCUAGAAACCAACAAUGAUACAGAAAUUGACAGCGAUGACUUUUUGCACAUACCAGAAUAUACUGUCGAUGAAAUACAAACACACACCGACAUGAUAGUUGAAAACAACAAUGGCACAGCACAGCCCAUAUGGAAGGAAUAUUUAGAAGGAGUUUUUUGUAUUAGUAAUGUGACUCUAAACUUUGAAACAGAUAAAAUUCUCAUAUCUGAGUCCGACAUGAAAUAUCUGGGCCUAAUUGCAGCGUACCUUUCUAAUACACCUCCGGUUGUUAUUGAGCUUUAUAUUUGGGUAAAGGUGGUAGAAGUAAUGGCUGCACACACGACAAAGGAGCUGAGAUUGUUGUACCAACGUUCAUAUGAUGACAUGCGAACCCACCGUCCAGAGUCACCGUCACCACCUCGCAGUCUACAGUGCGCCAGCGCAGUCAAUGAUCUAAUGGGAAUGGCUAUAUCAUACGCUAUUGUUGAUCCUCACUUCCAUAAUUUCACCAGACCUAAGAUCCAAAUAAUGCUCGAUGAAAUAAAAAACGCCUUAGCACAUUUAGUCGGUAAAACAAAAUGGAUGGAUGACGACACAAAAUUAGCUACUUAUCAGAAAAUAAUACAAAUGAAAACCUUAAUUGGGUUUCCGGAUUGGUUCUAUGAAGAAGGAAGACUAGAAGAGUUCUAUGAAGGCAUAGAAGUAAACACUGAUACACAUUUAGAUAAUAUGAUAAAUAUAAUUCAAGUGAAAAUUAAGAAAGUAUUGAAUAAAUUUCGUAAUGGAAACAAUUAUACAUGGGCGACAGAUCCAACGGAAGUAAAUGCUUAUCAUACAUUUCAAGAAAAUACAAUAACUGUACCUAUGGUGAUGUUACAGUAUCCAUUUUUUAAUUUAGGACUUGAUUCCCUCAAUUACGGUUCUUUGGGAACAGUACUUGGUCAUGAAGUAACACACGGCUUUGAUAAUUUCGGUCGUCAAUUCGACAAAAAUGGCAAUCUUCUACCGUGGUGGACAAACGACACCAUAGACUCAUUCGUGAACAUGACUCAAUGCUUUAUCGAUCAGUACUCAGCUUAUUAUCUACCAGAAUUAGAUGAAUAUUUAGACGGCAAAAAGACUUUAGGAGAGAAUAUUGCCGAUAACGGAGGCGUAAGAGAAGCAUUGCUGGCACUAAAACGUCACUUACAUAUGUAUGGUCCUGAAGAAAAACUGCCUGGCUUUGAGCAUAUGACUUCGGAACAGUUAUUCUUCUUAUCUUACGGAAAUUUAUGGUGUGGAGUUUCUACCAGGGACUCCUUAGAAGCUGAUCUAAACGAUGAGCACUCGCCUCAGAAAUUCAGAGCUCGGGGUGCGUUGCAGAACAAUGAAGAAUUUGCCAAAGCCUGGCACUGUCCUCCCGGUUCUCCAAUGAAUCCCACUAAAAGAUGCAUAAUUUUCUAAAUAAAUACAACCUAUAAUUCCAGUUUCCCAUUGUUUGUGGUUAAUUAAAAGAAACCUUCUCACUAUGUGUGGGAUACAUUUGGUGCCUACCUAUAGAUAUUUUUAUAGUUAAUUAAAAUUAUCUCUGACAUUAAACUCUUUACUUAAUCUAUGAGUGAGUUCUGUGUUGUGAAAAUAUAAAUAUCCAGCAUCUUGCCUAUUAUAAUAUAAGAUCAAAUAUUCAUUUUUAUAAAAUAAAAAAGUCUUCACUGUAUUCAAUUUAUGGUUCAAUUUGUAUUUCUUUGGCUAAUAAAAUAAAAUAAUUAAAAUGA